AUGGAGAACGUCGUUUCAAAGGAAUUAGAUUACACGCCCCUGCUCGUUGCCGAACCUGAGUAUGAAUAUACGAGGCUGUUCCCACAGUCAGGCACAACAUCAACAACUGUUUACUCUGGUGGCAAUGACACAAUCUUUGAGAUCCCACCGUCCAAGGCAUACAACUUGUCAAGAUCAUACUUUAGGUUCAUAUUCAAUCUGCCUGGCGUGGCAAACAAACAGACAAUGAUGUUUGCUGACUUUUGUCCAUUCUUCAGACAGAUCCAGGUGUAUAUAGGAGGUGGUUUGGAUUUGAUGAAUCAUACCGCAGCAUUUAAUGUCACAAACAUGGCGAUUUAUCUGGCAGUGGAAAAGAACCUCGCGAUUGUCAAUGAGCUCCAGACCAAGAUUUUCAGUCCAGAUGGAUUCUCUUUGAUGAUACCUUACUCGUACUCUUACCAAGCAGCGCUCACUGGACAGAACCAAUCGGUGACUCUCAGAGUCAAUCGACAAAAUGGUAUGACGUUGGAGAGGAUCUAUCACAGUCUUUUCCUAACACAAACUGCAGCUAAUACAGCCAUUUACAACAAUAACUGGAGAAACACCAAGUUGGAUCACUUUUACACAAAUAUCAACAAUAACAGGUUAAUGCAAUAUGAUUAUUAUUUGAACCUUAACGACGAUUACAUGGCACUGCGAUGGAUCCUCAAAGACUCGUCACUAUUGACACCAAGAAUCCACAACAGGAACUGGUGCUGGAUUGAGGAGUUUGGCGACGGCACCUCCAACUUCAACAAGGACAACGCUAUCACUGGUAUUGAUCUCAACCUUGGUGAGCAGAAAUGGGAUUUCAUUGGUUUCCUCAGCGAAAAUACCAACUUGACACAUCAAUCAACUGUGGUGUGCAAACGUAAGCUGGUCAUCACACCUAAUGGCCUUGUUUUGGUG
Acytostelium subglobosum LB1 is the source of this 927-nucleotide messenger RNA. RefSeq lists its product as hypothetical. The annotation marks the transcript as partial. The record is from RefSeq and is a predicted model, not a curated record. NCBI's taxonomy places the organism in Eukaryota, Evosea, Eumycetozoa, Acytosteliales, Acytosteliaceae. The transcript has 2 exons.